UUUCCAAUAAACAAAACAUUAAACACAGAAAUGCGCAUUUGUUCUUCUUCGCCAUCCCUCUCUGUGCCCUUUCUGUGGAAAAAGGAAAACUCAGCAAAAGUCUUUAAUUCUACUCCUCUGAUCCUUCAAUUUCGUAUCCUUAAACCCAUUUAAAAAAAAAAAUCGUUUGUUUCCUCACCGGUAAAAUCGUCUGAUCUUUCCAGAAUCUUGUUUUUUUUUGGCGGCAAGGUUCUGAUUUCCUUUUUUGGUCGGAGAAGUAAACAAAGACUAUAUUUUGACGAUUUGGGUUGUUUGUGCCUUGGAAGAGGGAAAUGAUAGAUAUCCCUGGAACACCAGGGACUUUGACUGGUCUUGUCUUGAGAAUUUGUCAGUGUGUUUUUGCUGCUGCCUCCAUUUCUUACAUGGUUACCUCCGGUGGAUUCUUCAGCUACACUUCUUUCUGCUACCUAAUUGCAGCAAUGGGUUUGCAAGUCAUAUGGAGUUUCGGCCUUGCGAUACUAGACACAUUUGCUUUAGCAAGAAAGAAAACGCUUGUUAGCCCGGUUUUGAUCAGCCUCUUUGUAGUUGGAGACUGGGUAACAGCAACAUUGUCUCUAGCAGGAGCCUCUUCCUCAGCGGGGAUAACGGUUUUAUACUUUGGGGAUUUAGGAAAAUGCAGUUUUGAAGCAGAGUGUUGGAGGUAUCAACUCUCUGUUGCUUUAGCUUUCCUUUCUUGGAUCACCAUCGCCAUUUCUUCACUUACCACUCUUUGGUUACUUGCUUCUGGAUAGUACCCCAACCAAGUUCAUCACUCUCUUGUACAAGUUCCAUAUAUAUACUGUUAGACAAACUCAUUUGAGAUUUUUGAUUCUUUAUUUUGUUAAUACAAACGGUUACAUCAUUUUUUUCUUAAC
Messenger RNA from Brassica oleracea var. oleracea, 893 nucleotides. Its product is annotated as CASP-like protein 5B3. Gene Ontology annotation, cellular component: plasma membrane. NCBI's taxonomy places the organism in Eukaryota, Viridiplantae, Streptophyta, Magnoliopsida, Brassicales, Brassicaceae. The record is from RefSeq and is a predicted model, not a curated record. The transcript has 3 exons. The coding region runs from base 312 to 770 and encodes 152 amino acids.